Pleurotus ostreatus (oyster mushroom) is the source of this 1863-nucleotide messenger RNA. RefSeq lists its product as uncharacterized. The record is from RefSeq and is a predicted model, not a curated record. The transcript has 8 exons. NCBI's taxonomy places the organism in Eukaryota, Fungi, Basidiomycota, Agaricomycetes, Agaricales, Pleurotaceae. Bases 1 to 1863 code for a protein of 620 amino acids.
AUGUUCUUAGGUCUUCAGAUGGCCCCUCCAGCCAAGAUCCUUGGAUCUCUGCCGCCACGGGCGGGGCACACCGACGGCCAGCCGUACACAUUCCGCCGCCGUGCACCCGUCAACUACCAGAUUCCCCCACCACUCAGGUCGCGUGUAAAGGCACCCGUGUCAACGGUUAUGGUGGCAGUUUGGGAGGCAGCUCUCGCACAGGAGAGUGACGCGCGGGUGGGGUGGCACGCAAGGGCAAGCAGUUUGGAUGGAGUGCGCCGGGUGCUGAGCUUGGGUGGCGGAUGGGCAUGCCUGGAGAUGACCAUGUUACGUGCACGCGGCGGCCGAGGAAAGGACUUGUUGGGUCAAUGGGCAAUAUGUUUGGCACGGGUGCGGCGGCGCGCCCGGUUGGGCGUUGGAUCAUGUUUCAAAACUUUGGGAUCAUUCCUCCGCGCGAUGUUCCUUUCCAUGGACCACCAGGAACAGGCAAAAGACUCCUUGCCCGUGCACUUGCAUCCAGCUGCAGAAGCUACGGCAAAGGCAUUUGCCACCUCAGCCUUCUACACGCACAAAGGCGCCGACUGUCUCUCCAACUGGGUCGGCAAAGUCGAACACCAACUCCGGCUCCUUUUCGAAGACCUUGGCACUAGCAUGAUCAUAUUCACACAUAGAGCUUCAUUACUGUACAAUUCUCAUUCUUCUCGAGAGUUUCCGAGUUCCUUCAUUUUUUUUGCUGUGUCGUCCAGGACUCGUCCUUAUCAUACAUCACUGAUACUAACAACCGACCCCCAGCCGUUCACAAACGACUUUCCGCGGGCCGAUAUCCACGAGCUGCUCUCACCAGAUAUUCUUCACCAGUUGAUCAAGGGCUCAUUUAAAGAUCAUCUACAAGCGAAUCAAAUCCUCGCUGAUAUAGAUCGCCGAAUCAGUGCCACCCCGUCAUUCCCUGGCCUGCGGCGGUUUCCUCAAGGACGUGGGUUCAAGCAAUGGACAGGUGAUGACUCGAAGGCUUUGAUGAAAGUUUAUCUCCCUGCACUUUCCGGCCACGUCCCCUCUCGAAUGGUGCAAGCCAUCCGAGCUUUUCUCGAAUUUUGCUACCUCACAAGACGUAACGUUCACGACGAGGCAACACUCCGCGACCUUGAGAAUGCCUUGAAGCGGUUCCACGCUUUUCGAACGAUUUUCCAAGAAACUGGUGUGCGACCUGAAGGAUUCUCCCUCCCUCGGCAGCACGCACUUACUCAUUACCACACCCAUAUUCGCCUGUUCGGCGCCCCGAAUGGCUUAUGCUCUUCGAUCACCGAGUCUAAGCACAUUAAAGCGGUCAAGGAGCCCUGGCGACGAUCCAACCAUUUCGAAGCAAUCAUGCAAAUGAUGGUCACCAACCAGCGCCUGGACCAACUCUCUGCAAUGCGUGUUGAUUACAUGUCCCGCGGCAUGCUGGAUAGCUCGCAGGAUCCAGCGACUCAAGCACCGCUAUCUCAACGCGGCCACGAACAUCAUGGUGUACGGAGUACGAGUCCCACUCCGCCUCAAGAGAAAAGCCAGGAACCGGUCCCCGGUGUCAGUGUAUCCGAGCGAGAUGAUGACGGAGAUGUUGAUGGGCCAUCUGUCCUUGGUUAUGUUAGGCUCGCUAAGAAACCAGCGCAGGGGUAUCCCCGGGAUGUCCAGGCUCUGGGGAAUCAAAUCGAGUGCCAAGAGCUGCAAGAGCUCAUUUGCCGCUUUCUUCACAGUGUCUCGCAUUCUGAAAAUGCCGACAUUGUUCUUCCUCUAGAGGAAUGCCCACAGUUUUCAGGGCUUAUUCAGGUUUACCACUCCGCCGUGGCAGUGUACAGUGACUCAAAAAACCCUUUCUAUGCUGGUCACUUUUGCACAAAACACUGA